AAGAACUGUACAGCAAGUGUUGGUGGUGGGUACUCCCAGCAUUCUUUAUAAAGAAUACAAUACAAUACAAAAAUCAGUUUGUAUUGAGUUAUUGAUAGUAACACAUCAAUUUAAUAGAAAUAUAAACUAUCAUUUUGUUAUUGUUAAGUGUGUAUUGUAUUCAGUUUACAGAAGUUAUUCCUUAACUUGCAUAGUAGUGAAACAUAACAUAACCUAGAAAAGAUGCCAAAAUAUUAUUGUGACUACUGUGAUACAUACUUGACUCACGACUCUCCCAGUGUAAGGAAAACUCACUGCACAGGAAGGAAACACAAGGACAAUGUUAAAUUCUACUAUCAGAAGUGGAUGGAGGAACAGGCACAGCAUUUGAUUGAUGCCACCACAGCAGCAUUCAAAGCCGGUAAAAUCACAAACAAUCCAUUUGCUCCUCCUGGCAAGGGUGUAGCUAUUCCACCACCAACACAAUUGACUAUGGGACAAAGGCCUGCAGGACCUGGAGCACCAGGCAUGAUGCCACCAGGAAUGGGUCCUGGUGGACCGAUGCCACCUAUGAUGAUGGGUCCUCAUGGCCCCAUGCCACCAAUGAUGGGAAUGAGACCACCUAUGAUGGGUAUGAUGCCAAUGGGUCCUAUGGGCCCCAUGGGACCAGUGCGACCACCGAUGGUGAAUCCACCACAAAUGAAGAAUUAAAUUAUUAUAUAUCAUAGUUCAUGUACACAAUAAAAGAUAAGGAUUUUUUUAAA
Molecule: messenger RNA, 743 nt
Organism: Nicrophorus vespilloides
Lineage: Eukaryota; Metazoa; Arthropoda; Insecta; Coleoptera; Silphidae
Gene: snRNP-U1-C
Product: U1 small nuclear ribonucleoprotein C
Exons: 2
Coding region: 223-690 (155 amino acids)
Biological process (GO): mRNA splicing, via spliceosome; mRNA 5'-splice site recognition; spliceosomal snRNP assembly
Cellular component (GO): nucleus; U1 snRNP
Molecular function (GO): pre-mRNA 5'-splice site binding; zinc ion binding
Source: RefSeq, a predicted model, not a curated record